Lates calcarifer (barramundi perch) is the source of this 2001-nucleotide messenger RNA. RefSeq lists its product as uncharacterized. NCBI's taxonomy places the organism in Eukaryota, Metazoa, Chordata, Actinopteri, Centropomidae. The record is from RefSeq and is a predicted model, not a curated record. The coding region runs from base 256 to 2001 and encodes 581 amino acids. The transcript has 13 exons.
CAUGGUUUUGCAAUCACUGCUGUUUGAUUUCAUAUUGAUUUCCUUUGGCAGGCGGAAGCGUUGUCAGUGCUCACUCCUGCUCAGGUGGCACAGCUGACACUGAGCUCAGGGGCCUUGAAUGACACAGACCAAAUCGACCACGUGUUUGAGCGACUUGAGGAGGGCAAUGCUCUGGAAAAUGUGGAUGAAUUCCUGGAAGAGCUGACAGCAAAUGGAAAGGACCCUGAUUUCCAACCUGCUGUGAGAGAUCACCUAAUGAACAGGACCUUCAGCAUCAUCGCUCCCCAUUUCCCCAAGUUCAAGACAGACGACUGGUUCGCUUGGUUCCACGUGAAGCUGGUUACUCUGCUCCCAAGUUUCAGCGCAGUGAUGCUCAAGAAUGCUACCUCAGAUAUAAACUGCACAAACUACCAUGUUGUUGUGAGCGGGAUGGCCAAAGCUUUCCCUUCAAUAUCCUCGCAGGGACAAGAAGAAAUCACAGAUGUAAUGGUGGGCUACCUGAAAAAAUCUGUCAGUGUCAUCAACACGCCAGUUUGCAGGCAGGGAAUUCAGAGUGAUGCCCAGUGGCUUGAGAAAAACUUGGGUCCAUUUUCCACACGUGCUAAAUACUCUGACCUCAAAGUAUUCAACAUCUCUGGGGUGGCAGUUGUGGAAAACCUCUCACCAAAGCAGAAAGCUGAGCUGAUCCUGGAUCCAGACAGUAACGCUUUGGAGAAUGAGAACAUCGUAAGAGAGGUGUUCACAAGCUUGACAGAGUCCCCUGAUACUGAGCAGCUCAGUCAGUUUUUCCAGGCUUACAGUGACAUCAACAAGCAGAGAAACAUCACCAUCGUGGAAAAUCCAGCUGUACGAGACAUCAUCUUGAACCUGACCUUGACAGCCCUUGCUCCUGAAUUUGAAGACUUUGGGCCUGAAGACUAUAAGCUGUGGUUCCAGGUCUAUUUGGUCACUGUGAUGGCCAGCCUCCAUCCUGGCAGCUUGGCGGUGAUCCCCAGUAACAUCAGUUGUGCAUCCUACGCAGCCAUGUACGAAAUCAUAUUUCUCAAGUCCAAAGUCAGACACUUUGGAUUUUGCACGAUGUCAAAGUGUGGCUUCAGACAAGUCACAAAAAUGUGUGUUUUCUUCCCUCAGACUCACUGGCCUCGAGCAAAGUUUGAAAAUCCUGCCACUGCUGCUUUCACGGGGUGUGAGAUCAAGCAGAGAGUCACUCAAGGAGACAUUCGCACGUACUGCAAGGAGACCCUGGUCGAUGAGGACCUCGUCUGUGCUGCGGUCGACGGAUCACAACUCCAACAAACUGUGUCUAUGGGCAUUUCCUCUGAAGCCCUGUGCAAUUUUACCAUCACUGCGCACGCCUGUUCCUCGGCCACACAUCUCACAGCUGACAACUUGGCAACACUGAUGAAAUGCUCACUGGAGAGCCAGACGACAUACCCGGUAGAGGUGUGGACGCUUCUCUUCCAAAAAGCUUCGUCUGCACUAGACCAGGCUCUGGAGUCAUUUGCCACCAUGGCCCCCAACAACAGCAACCCGUCCCUGUCGCAUGCUCUCGAGGCUCUUGGACAGGUGAGAAUUGCCAGCUUCAGCCAGGCACAGCUGCAGAGCGUUAGCUUUGUCAGCAGCUGGUUCAUGACAAACAUCCGUCCGUUUUUGGCCUCUUCGUCGCCCAACUUCCUAUUCUGCCUGAGCUCCAAGAACUUCAGCUGCGAUACCUACCGCACUGUAGGCAGUAAACAGUGGCUGGAGGCAAACUUUGGCGCCUACUCUGGUUUUGCAACACUCCGCGAUUUGCAAGCCCUCAAUCCCAACUUUUCAAGUGCGGAAGCGUUGUCAGUGCUCACUCCUGCUCAGGUGGCACAGCUGACACUGAGCUCAGGGGCCUUGAAUGACACAGACCAAAUCGACCACGUGUUUGAGCGACUUGAGGAGGGCAAUGCUCUGGAAAAUGUGGAUGAAUUCCUGGAAGAGCUGACAGCAAAUGGAAAGGUAGGCUACAUUUGA